This is a messenger RNA of Hydra vulgaris (swiftwater hydra), 1215 nucleotides long. Its product is annotated as protein fuzzy homolog. Lineage: Eukaryota; Metazoa; Cnidaria; Hydrozoa; Anthoathecata; Hydridae. Gene Ontology annotation, biological process: non-motile cilium assembly; vesicle-mediated transport. The record is from RefSeq and is a predicted model, not a curated record.
AAAUGAGUUCAGUUUUAUAUCAUUUGUUUUGUAUAUCUUCGGAUGGAAUACCAUUGCUAACUUAUAAAAGUGAUGGAUUACCAGCAAUUCCAUUUCCAGUUAUUGGUGCUAUAAAUGGAGUUCAUAUGUAUGCAAACAGUAAUGGUGUGGAGCUAGUUAGCACUGAUGCAGGAAAUGCUAAAAUUAUUUGGAAAGAGUAUUAUUCAGUUAAGCUAAUUUUAACAUUAUUUUCUAAAAACUUUUUGCAUCACAGCAAAUUAUUAGAUGAUAUAUUUUAUGUUUUUGUUAUAACUAUUGGACUAAAUUCACUUUCAAAAAUUUUAAGCAUCGAAAAAGUAAAGAAAAAGUUACGGACAUGCCUUCCUUUGAUUUCUUUGUUGAUGCGUAAACAAGGAACUAUAAAUAAUCUAAGAUACAUGGUUGACUUGUGCCUUGUUUCACAAAAAACUGUUCUACAAAAUCAGCUCAAUAUAUUUAUUGAAGAAAGCUCUUGCGAAUUAGGGUGUUUAUUGUUAUACAACAAAGUUAUUGUUGCAACAGAAAGUUUUUGGCAAAUGGAUAAAAAAGAUAUUUAUUUUAUUAUUAUGUUCCAAGAAUCGUUGUGUAAUUCACUUUCUGCCAGUGACACUCCUAUUUAUUUACCUGUGUCUAGUCCUGACAUACCUCAUCGAUUAAUUACUCUUAGUUUAAUAGAGCAUGUAAAAGUUGUGCUAAUAUGUGGAUCACGGCCUACACUGUCAGAAUUGUUAAAAAAUUACUUACAUAAAUACUGGAUGCCACUACUUUUCGUUUUAAAAGACUCUUUAACAUCUUACCCUCGCUGUUUUCCAAAAGAUAUAAAACUGGAUUCUUCAAUUUUGAGUUUUGUGUUACUAAAUAUUAAAGAUGAGAUGUCUUGGUGUUCAUUGUUUCCUCAUGGCUCAAUGACAGGCAGCGAUCAGUUUGUCUUAUGUGAUGUCAAUGAGCGUCAAAAUGCUUUAUUUGCAUUUUAUGAAUCUUGUCUGAAAUCUUUAGAAAAAGAGAAAAACAUACUAUCUGCUAUAGAUGCUAAGGAGAUUUAUGAAUGCACUGAGCAAUUUAAAUGCUAUGCUAUAUUAGGUUCAACUUAUUAUUUAUUUGUACUUUACAAAAAAGAUACUGCAACAUUUGCUUUAUCUGGUGUAUCUAGAAAUAUGUUAAAAAGAUUGUUAAAAGAAAAGUUUAUUUAAUAUUUAA